CGGUUGGCCGGCGCCGCUUGCGUUCGUGGCGCGCCGUCUUGGUAGCUUGUAAACGCCGUUAUGCGGCGGAGCGCGUUUGGUCGGCGACGUUAGCGAGCUUCGGUGACAGCACUGAAGUGUCGUCUGCUGCUGCAGGGAGCAGCGGUCACCACAUAGCUUCUAGUUCCGCGCUGCAGGCUGCGUCCUUUUCGCACCAUGUGAACACCGAACGUACUGCUGUGCUUCGCGUGACUGGUGACUUUGAAAAAGGAUUUUGCGCUCGCGGCACACGUGUAUGCGACUCUUGGAUACGUACUCCGGGCUGACAACGACGGAACCGAGCGGACGACGAUCGGCGCUGAGAGUUGGGGAUAGCGUCGCCUCUUCCGCGCCGCCCGUCAGGAAGCGUGUUUGGUUCUCCAGCGCGCUGUCAGCCAUGGGUCUCAGUGACACCGAUCGAAGGGAACCCAUCCUGAGUGUGGAUGGGUCGAGCCACCCUGAGGGGCCUAUGAGUGAGGCUGAGGUGAAGCCCUGUUCACCACAAGGGGGUGACGCCAACCACAACCACCCCACCACUCUCAACUUUGCUGCUGCAACAACUAACGGGAACAGCACUGCCAGCCUUUCACCGCAAGCUCCUCCUGGCCAGCCCUCAGUGACCAGUGCAACACCAGUGGAUGCACCCACCCCAGUUGCCUCUACACCUGUUAGCAAGGCUGACAUGGAGCUUCUUGCACGCCUCGAAGAGCAGAACAGGCUCUUGGAAUCAGACUCUAAGUCCUUGAAUUCACUGACUUCAACGCACUCCAGAAAGUCCUCGGACACCAGCCAGGUGUCGGUGGCAUCAGGUGCAAGCCAGCAGAGUGCUGCUCUGGAUGAUGACUCAGAAGAUGCCUGGGUCCUAUGGGGAAGAAUGGUAAAUGAGUGGGACACCUACAUCAAGAAGAAGAAUGCAUAUGUCAAGGAACACGUUCGCAAGGGUAUCCCACAACAUUUCCGAGCCAUUGCAUGGCAGCUGUUGUGCAAUGCACCUACAUGUGCAGCCCGUGAGCAGUACGCAGAGUACCUAAAGGCAAGCUCACCCUGUGAGAAGGUGAUCCGCCGCGACAUUGCACGCACCUAUCCUGAGCACGAGUUUUUUCGUGACAAAGAUGGUCCUGGACAAGAGGGCCUUUUCAACGUCAUGAAGGCUUACUCACUGCAUGAUCGAGAAGUAGGCUACUGCCAAGGGAGUGCCUUCAUCGUUGGCCUAUUGCUUCUACAGAUGCCUGAAGAAGAGACAUUCACAGUGCUGGUGCGAAUGAUGCAAGACUAUCGUCUACGGGAAAUAUACAAGCCCAGCAUGGCUGAACUGGGACUCUGUAUGUACCAGCUGGAGUGCCUUGUACAGGAGUUGGUGCCAGAGAUCCACAUGCACUUCCAGGCUCAAAGCUUCCACACAUCUAUGUAUGCCUCAUCAUGGUUUCUUACUCUGUUCACUUCCUGCUUGCCGCACACCCUAGCAUGCCGCGUCAUGGACCUUUUUCUCUCGGAGGGAAUGGAGAUGAUUUUCAGGAUAGCCAUAGCUAUUCUCCAAUUUUGUAAGGAAGACAUACUCCAACUGGACAUGGAAGGCAUGCUAAGGUACUUCCAAAAGGAAAUGCCAAGCAAGUGUGAAACAGAUCCUGAUUAUCUUAUAAACCUGGCUCUGCAAGUGAAGUACAACAGCAAGAAAAUAAAAAAGCUGGAAAAAGAGUACACGGCACUUAAGGUUAAGGAGCAUGAAGAAAUGAUUGAGCUGAGGAGGCUUCGUACAGAGAACAGGCUUCUAAGACAAAGGAUAGAACACCUUGAGCAGGAGAGCUCUGCACUGGCUGACCGUCUGAUUCAAGGCCAAGUGGUGCGGGCUCAGGAAGCAGAAGACAACUACAUCAUCAAGCGAGAACUUGCUGCCCUUCGUCAGCAAGAGCUCACGGUGCAGCAGGAGCUGCAGAAAGCCAACAACCAAAUCAAGGAGCUUCACCAAGCACAGACACAGCCGUCAUCACUGGACAGCCAGACGGAGGACCUGCUCAAGUCACUGCAAGAUGAAUUGGUGGCUGUGAAGCUGCGUGAAGCUGAGGGCCAGGAGACUAUGCGUGGCCUUCGCCAAAGGAUACACGAGCUUGAAGAGGAAAACAAACGGCUAAGGGAAGCGACACCAAAUGAUAGUGUGGCAACUCUACAGGAAGAAUUGAUAGCGGUAAAAUUGCGUGAAGCUGAAGCUAAUCUAUCCAUGAAAGAGCUGAGGCAAAAAGUCGCCGACUUGCAAGCUGCAUGGGAGAAGCAUCGUUCGGAAAACCCCCAUCAGUCAGACAACCAGUCAACACCUUCACGAUGGAGUGGAAAUAAGUCUCAAGUGAACCAGCUUCAGGAAGAACUGAUGACUGCUCGACUCAAGGAAGCUGAUGCUACUGCUGAGCUGCGGGAACUGCGCCAAAGAGUCAUGGAGCUUGAGACUCAAAAUCAAGUUAGCCUGAACCAAAUCCGCCGUCAAGCUGACGAGAUCGCAAAGUAUGAGCAAAUGUCUGACAAGGUCUCUGAGAAGGAGCGCGAGUUGCAUUCUCUCGUCCAAGAUGAGGCACGCAAGAUCACAAACCUGGAAUCACAGAUGAAAGAAGAAAGGAUGAAUGCUCGUAUCCGUGAAGUGGAGCACACCCAAAUUAUUGCAGAAAUGAAGCAGAAAAUCUCCUCCCUUGAGAUCAAGAAUCAAGAGCUGCUUACUGCUGGUCAACUGAGAGGCAGCACCGAAUCUGAAGAAGUGAAAGAACUUCAGGAUAAGGUGUCUGACUUGAAGGCUGAGGUUAUGCAGCUGCAGAUAAUGAACAAGCGCUUGAGCUCUGCACUGGCAGUGGCUCGGCUGCGGCAACCAGAUACACAGAAGGCUGGAACAGCGGCAGCGGCAGCAGCAUCUGGCCCUCUGAGCAGUUCACCACCACUUACCCUGGUGGGAGGGCUUAGCCGUAGCACAAACCUCAUGGAAGAUAGUGUCACUGAGCAGCUCCUUCAGCUUGGACUGGAACUAUCGGUCAGCCAGCACCCAGCUAAGCAACCCAAGCUUGCCAAUGGGGAGCUCUAGUUUUACCAAGUUUAUUUGUCUGUUUCACCCUGAGGUCAGGGGUCACUUGUGAUAUGCGUAAUGAGGCUUGGGAGCUUAUUGUUGAUUGCCAGGGGUAAUAUCACAUAUUGAGAGCGAUCUGUUUGCCACUGAAAGCCUGUAACUUUUCUUGUGAGAGAUAUUUUUUAUCAUUAAUAAUAUUAUUAUUAUGAUUAAUAAUAUUGUAUUUUGUGUUCUCUAUACCAUUGCAAUCAACAGAUUAAGAGGAAGACUUGCUAGUAGUUUUGUUGCCCACUUCAGUGCAAGCUGCCGAUAGUACAGGAAAAAUGGUGGCACAAAUGUUCACUGUGCCAUCAUUUCCCGUACAUUUCAGUCUGUGCACUCAAUACCCAUUGUUCCAGACUGUUUCAGCAUUUGAUCAAAUUUGUUUGUUUUUUGAUGGGGUUGCCUAACAUGGCUUAGCAUAUGAGCUUACAAAGCAGAUGCCUGUUUCAUGCCUCUGCAGUGUUGUACUAUAGUCUUGCAUGAAAUUUAAAAAAAACAAAUAUUGGCUAAAGAAUUUAUAAUCAACUACUCUUAAUGAACAGUAGACCACUUAUUUAUUACCUAAUUGAAAAAUUACUGAAAAGGUAUAAUGGGUUUUACCAUGACUUAACACAUGAAUAUGCAAACAGCUCGACCAGCUUUUUAUUGAUUUGUCUACUGAGGUGCUAAAUCCAUUAAGAGGGAAGCCUGUGGUCUGUGAUGCCAGCAUGCUUUGCCUAAGCAAACGUCACUUCAAUUUCAUUAAUUGGACUUCAUUUAGGCAUGUUUGUUAGGUUUCAAGUCAGAGCUUUUGACUGCAGGGCUCAACUGUAUAUUUGUUUAUUUAAGUCUUUAUCUACCUUUAAAUAAAAAGGGCAUGUAGCUCUAUACUAUGGCACCUUUAGACCAACUUUAUUCAUACAU
This is a messenger RNA of Rhipicephalus microplus (southern cattle tick), 4003 nucleotides long. Its product is annotated as ecotropic viral integration site 5 ortholog. The record is from RefSeq and is a predicted model, not a curated record. Gene Ontology annotation, molecular function: GTPase activator activity; small GTPase binding. Gene Ontology annotation, biological process: regulation of GTPase activity. NCBI's taxonomy places the organism in Eukaryota, Metazoa, Arthropoda, Arachnida, Ixodida, Ixodidae.